Stereum hirsutum FP-91666 SS1 is the source of this 1077-nucleotide messenger RNA. RefSeq names its product NAD-P-binding protein. Gene Ontology annotation, molecular function: oxidoreductase activity. The coding region runs from base 27 to 938 and encodes 303 amino acids. NCBI's taxonomy places the organism in Eukaryota, Fungi, Basidiomycota, Agaricomycetes, Russulales, Stereaceae. The transcript has 5 exons. The record is from RefSeq and is a predicted model, not a curated record.
GUACAUUUAACCGCCCAGCGAAAACUAUGGUCAAAGUUGCCGUUGCCGGUGGAUCAGGCCACAUUGGCGCGAACAUCGUCGAAGCCAUCCUGAAGACGGGAAAGCAUACUCCAGUCAUCCUCUCCCGGUCGACCAAGUCCAGUGACUCGAAAGUCGAAAUCCGCGUAGUCGACUACUCUGACCACUCUAGUCUCGUUUCCGCACUUCGGGAUGUCCACACCGUGAUUGUGACUCUGUACACCGCUGAUGCUAAAGAGGCAGUCGGAAGUCAGGUCGCACUUCUCAACGCCGCGAAAGAGGCAGGCGUGAAAAGGUUCGCACCUUCGGAAUGGGGAGCUAGGGAUAAUACUGGAUUUUUCUUCAAUCACCCGAAGCUCGAAGUUUGGGAUGCUGCGAAACAGUCCGGGCUCGAAGUCACACGGUUCAUCCCUGGCAUGUUCAUCAACCUUUUCGCGGGAGGAUCCAACCUCCCCUCCGAGAAAGAGGCUCUCUCGCACUUCACUCAAGGAAACUUGUUCAUAGACGCUCGCGCCGGCACAGCAGACAUUCCUGGAGACGGCACAACCAAGGUCACGUUCACCUCCGCACAGGACACAGCGAAAUUCGUCGCCGCGAGUCUGGACCUGGAGACGUGGGAAGAGGUGAGCGGGAUUUCUGGAGAGGCGAAGACGUUUGAUGAGGUGGUGGAUGUUGUGGACAAGAUUACCGGGAAGAAGUUGACGAGGACGUAUCUGAAGGAGGGGGGUGGAGAGAGAGCAGAGAAGCUAUUGGAGAACAAGUUUGUUUCUGAGGUCUCCAAGUCUAUUGUAGCUGGCCAUUUAUAUGUGGAGCCUACGCUAAACAGGAAGCUCCCUCAUCUUCGUCCGCUCACCGUGGAAGAGUAUCUUGGGCACUACUGGGAGGGUGCGGACUGGUCAACGCCGGCAGCGUCUGCGUAGAAUGUGCGUUUGUGGUCUGAUUAUCGAAUCUAAAUGUAUACAUUGUGUUCUCAUUGUUGGUGAGGUUCAAAUCGCCUCAUAGUACUUCUGGAUAAGUACAUACGAGACUCCUAAUAAAGAGGGUUUUAAUCAAUAUCAG